CAAGUUUCAAACUCUGCAUUUCCUGGUAUGUGUGCACGUCAAUGAGUACAUGGUGGGUGGUUUAGAGUGUGUGCGUGUGUAUGGACUAUAUAAGCCAUGCGGUAGGCUGUCUGUGUAGUUUCUCCUGGUUUCACCUGUGAGAGAGCAUCCGGCAGCAUGACCUCCCAGCGAUGGAUGCUGGCAUUCUGCUUUUCACUGGCCUCAGUUCUAGGCACAGGAGAGUCAGUCACAACAACAGAAAUUCAGAAAUACACUUGCAGGACAUUUGGCAGCGGGGUCAUCCAGCCCUUCAACGGUUCAAGUUUCUAUGUUCGGUCCAACUGCCCGUUCACCCUCACCCGCUUCACACACAACCGGGUGGAAUGUGAUAUCACCUUACGGCGAGGUGACAACGGGCUGCUGGACCAAGUCGAGAUCAUCAUCAACAAAGUCAAGACUGUUGUGCAGAGUGGAAGCAUCAUGGUGGAGAAGAAAAGUGUUUCCCUUCCAUAUGACCACACCUACCAGCAUAUCUUUCAGUACGGCAUCUACACCAGACUGAGGAGCUCGCUGCUUCCACUGUCUGUCACCUGGCACAGUGUCCCCUGGGGAAUAGACACUGUGUGGGUGGAGGUGGAGCAGGAGCUGAGCACUGGCAUGACCGGACUGUGUGGAAAACAGAACUUCCCAGGCAACAAGCAGCAGCUGAUUGAGGAGAGCGUGCUCGCCAAGGACACAUGUCAAAUCCGAGAUCCUGUUUCUGCUGUGAAUACAGUAAGUCAACUGUUGCCAUAACUGACUGUUCAAACACACCUGAAUGAAUGUUGUGACGAUACUGUCUUCUGUUGGUACUGCUGCUGUAUGUACUUUGGAGCACACCUGGU
Molecule: messenger RNA, 863 nt
Organism: Epinephelus lanceolatus (giant grouper)
Lineage: Eukaryota; Metazoa; Chordata; Actinopteri; Perciformes; Serranidae
Source: RefSeq, a predicted model, not a curated record